AUGCACUUCAGCAUCCUCCUCACCCUGUCCACCUUGACAGCUCUGAGCAGCAACGCCGCAGCUCAUCCCCCCUUUGGCCACUCCGAUAGCCCCAUUGCAGCAAGCAGUCAAGGGAUUCCAUCCAUUCAAAUCCCAAGCCCAUCUAUUCAAAUCCCAGGCCCAUCCAUUCAAAUCCCAGGCCCAUCCAGUCAGAUCCCAGGCCCAUCCAGCACGCCCAUCCCCACCCUAGUGAGGAGACAAGCCACACCGACUGGAUUCCCCUCACCGACACCUGUCUCGCCCACCCCAGUACUACACAUUACUCCAUCCAAGACACCCACCACACCCAGCGGGUUGCCGCACGCUACCGUCUCGCCGCUUUGA
Penicillium crustosum is the source of this 363-nucleotide messenger RNA. RefSeq lists its product as uncharacterized. Bases 1 to 363 code for a protein of 120 amino acids. The transcript has a single exon. Lineage: Eukaryota; Fungi; Ascomycota; Eurotiomycetes; Eurotiales; Aspergillaceae. The record is from RefSeq and is a predicted model, not a curated record.